AAUCACAUUGGAAUCCCUUUCGUGUGAAUCACUCAAGUAGAAAUGACAGCUCCACACAUGCGCUGCCCUUUUAUAUCUUAUGCGUAUGAUACUCAUUAUACUGCUGCCAUCUAUAUAUGUGCAUAUUGCUGUCCAAUGGCAUUGUCUCCUCAGUGUAUAAAAAAGUGAUUGGAAGUAAAACAUUGAGAAAAAACAACCUAGAAUUUAGUUCAGCCAUAGCAAGGUUAAAGGGUACAUGGGACAUAAAUAUUGUGUUGUUUGUUAAUCGGUUAUACAAGUUACAUUGUAGGACAGAUCUAAAAGAAAAAGUCCAAUGGCUGAGAAGAACUUAACCAAAAACUGGUGACAUUCUAACUACUGGAAACCCAAGAAGAUAUUAAUAAGCCACAACUGUGUGUUACAGAUUCUUUAACAUGAGUUCAUUUAUUGGAGGUUUACUUUCUAAGGACUAGAAACAGCAUAAUCUUUCUGUGUUUAGUGUUUCAGGUUCAGCCAAGAUGUUGGAGAUAAAUGGGAAUUCAAAAACCUCAGCAUGUGACUUAAGUGCUCUCCUAGAAGCCAGGGAUGUGGCACUCAUAACAUUGGUGGCGGGAGAAACACAGCUGGCAGUACACAGGUCUGUCUUGGUGGCCAAAAGCCCAGUGUUGGCUGCAAUGCUCGCUCACAACGAGAUGGAGACCGGCAACUGUCGCAUUGUAGUCACAGAUGUUGAGCCGAAGGUGCUGCAGCAGCUGCUGCUGUUUAUGUACAAAGAUAGCACUCCGCAGCUCUGCAGUAUGGCGCCACAGCUCUUGGUGGCUGCAGACAAGUAUUGCAUUCUCGACUUGAAGGGACAGUGCGAACUGCAGCUGGUCGAAGAUCUGUCUGUGGAAAACGUCGUGUCGACUGCAUUGCUCGCAUUGCGCCACUCCUGCCCACAUUUGAAGGAAACUGCUGGGUGUUUCCUCAAGGCUAAUCUUGCCAAGGUGAUGGGCACUGAAGGAUGGGCGGAGGCAGUGCGAAACAAUGCUGAAGAAUUUGUGGAACUCAGUCACUUGCUUGCAACAACCAGGAGUGCUUCUCAGAAGGAAAUGGACAGGCAGCUGCUUCAGGCGGCUGAAUCCAGAAGCAGUUUGAAGCGUCUCCUAGCCACAGGGGCAUACGUGGGGGCACGAGACAGGAGGGGGAGGACUGCCCUUCAUUUUCUUGCAGACUACAUUUAUGGCGAGGACGACAUAAAGUUUCUGCUGGAAGCUGGAGCAGAUGUGGAGGCACGGGAUUCGAAUGGUAGGACUGCGCUGCACUAUGCAGCUGCAGUUACCAGGUCACACAAGCAAAGCAUAGAGUGUCUGCGUCAGGCUGGUGCGCGAGUGGAUGCGAGGGACAGGUGGCUCCAAAUACCUCUGCAUUGUGCCGUGCAGGCUGACAAUCUGGAAACUGUUAAGGAGCUUUUGAUAGCCUCCAGUGACGUGAAUGCUGCUGAUGUAUAUGGGAACACACCACUACACCUGGCGGCACAGAGGGGCAACGCAAAUGUGGUAAAGGCACUGUUGGACCUGAGAGCGAAAAAGGAUGCUGAGAACAGCUUGAGAGAGACACCUCUGGAUGUGGCCAAGAAGUGUAAUAAUAAUCAGCUGUUAGCCAUUCUUAGCUGACUCCGCACAGUGCCAUUUUGUGUUGAAGGUGUGAAUUAAUUUUGCACCUGAAGCUUCUCGGCAGAUUAAAACUGUGUGCCAGUUCGAGACUCGAACUCAGGACAUUUGACUUUUGCGUGCAAGUACUCUACCAACGGGAAUAUUACACCUUGUUGGACUGAUUUUGUCACCGUGGAAUGGGGAGCUUCCUGGAUGUGCCUUGUGCCUAUUAGCAUAUGCAUGUAAAGAGAGGAAAAAAUUAUGUCUUUUAAAUAUUUUUACAUUUAUUAAAAGAGCUACAAAAUUAA
Schistocerca piceifrons (Central American locust) is the source of this 1921-nucleotide messenger RNA. RefSeq names its product ankyrin repeat domain-containing protein 65-like. The transcript has 3 exons. Gene Ontology annotation, molecular function: protein binding. Bases 498 to 1634 code for a protein of 378 amino acids. The record is from RefSeq and is a predicted model, not a curated record. NCBI's taxonomy places the organism in Eukaryota, Metazoa, Arthropoda, Insecta, Orthoptera, Acrididae.